CACUAGUUGGUGGGUCAAAAAUCUCUCGACUUUCGACUAGCAAACAUUUAUGUCAAGUGCGCAACAACCGACUGUUCUCUUUUUACGACGAAUUCAAUUUUAAGUAAAAUUUUUGAACUGUAGUGCUGCCGAAAUUAUCAAAAGACUGAAGAAGCUCUGUGUGAAUGUAGCAAGAAUAGUAAUAUCAACUAUAGACUAAAUCGAUCUUGUAUUGCGUUGAAAAACGCAUAACUUCUAGAAAAUAGCCCCAAACAUGUUUAAGUUAGCGCAAAAGCUAUUGCCGCAGCAGCGUUUACUGCAGCGCCCUGCAUUAAUGAGUAGAUUUAUAUCAACCAGCGACGAAGUUAAAUCUGUGGAUACAAUUGGCGGCCUGCCCUCUGAAUUAGUCAUCGAGCAGAAACUAAAGAAGACAACGAGAACCUUAUCAACGCUUCAAAAUCAUUCGGUGCCAAUUGCAGCGCGCGUCACAGUUUCAAAAGAUGAAAGUCGUGACUUUAUGGCCGUAUUUCCAGAUGUGGUCCGUGACCUAACCACCUAUACAAAGGGAUUCAAUUGUAAUGAUGCUGUGAAAUGGUUCGCCCAGGUCUUGCAAUACAAUGUGCCCCGUGGCAAAAAGAAUCGUGGCAUCUUAACGGUGCUCACAUACAAAAAUCUAGUGCCUGCCGAAGACCUAACCCCUGAGAAUAUAAAACUAGCUCAAUAUUUGGGCUGGUGUGUCGAAAUGCUGCAAAGUUUCUUCAUUAUAUCGGAUGAUGUGAUGGAUAAUAGUAUCACGCGCAGAGGCCAAAAGUGCUGGCAUCAGGUAGAAUCAGUGGGCCUCAUAGCCAUUAAUGAUGCCCUAAUGAUAGAGAAUGCCGUGUAUGCGAUACUUAAGCAACAUUUCAGUCAUUUGGAUUGUUAUGUGGCUUUGAUGGAGCUGUUUCACGAGGUCACCUACAUCACAACUUGUGGACAGUCUCUCGAUUUGCUCAACUCAAAUAAAAGUGUCUCAGACUUUACUAUGGAGACCUACAAGGCAAUUGUGGAAAAUAAGACGGCACAUUAUUCCUUCUAUCUGCCCUUUGCGCUAGCCAUGCAUCUAGCUGGCUACAAAGACGCCGAAGCAUUUAGACAAUCAAAGACGAUUCUACUUGAAAUGGGCCACUUUUUCCAGGUGCAAGAUGAUUUUCUUGACUGCUUUGGCAAUCCAGAGGUCACCGGCAAAGUGGGCACCGACAUACAGGACAACAAAUGCUCCUGGCUCGCUGUGGUGGCCAUGCAGCGCGCCAAUGCGGAGCAGAAGCAAAUCAUGAUAGACUGUUACGGACAAAAUGACCCCCUCAAAGUCGAGCGUGUUAAGGCUCUAUAUAAAGAGCUUAGCUUGCCCUCUACAUAUGCCAUAUUCGAGGAGGAAUCUUACAAUAUGAUAAAAACUCACAUACAGCAAACAUCUCGGGGAGUGCCGCAUCAAACAUUCUUGCAAAUACUUAACAAAAUCUAUCAAAGAGACUCUUAAACAUAAUACUAUCUGCAAAUAGUAUACAUAAUAGAUUUUAGACUAAAUUGCAAUGGCAAUAGUAUAUGCAAUAAGUAAAACAGAAUUUUUGAACUCACGAA
Molecule: messenger RNA, 1596 nt
Organism: Drosophila navojoa
Lineage: Eukaryota; Metazoa; Arthropoda; Insecta; Diptera; Drosophilidae
Gene: Fpps
Product: Farnesyl pyrophosphate synthase
Biological process (GO): trans, trans-farnesyl diphosphate biosynthetic process
Cellular component (GO): cytoplasm
Molecular function (GO): dimethylallyltranstransferase activity; (2E,6E)-farnesyl diphosphate synthase activity
Source: RefSeq, a predicted model, not a curated record